AUGACCAAGAAGGGGGAAGCUGCAAUGUUAAAGGCAAGAUUAAGAAGCAUAUUCUCGCACUCUGCGCCUCGCUGGGAGCCCUCAGACAUCCGCUCCGAAGACUCGAGGCAAAGACUGAAUUCGGACUCUCAAAGCACAUCCACAAACUCCAAAGAUACGCCUAACGAGCGCAUAACCUUCCAUAUUAAGUCCUCGCCCUCUAUUACACCACCAAAUUUCAAUUCGAAUACCCAAUUGCUCAAGCCCCGUAAGUCGACGAUAAGCUUGACGUCGAUACCGGACCCGGAGCUCGAUGCACGCACGAACUUCCAAUGGCAGUCGACUCUUUUUGCAACACUACCGCUGGAGAUCAGGCGCAUGGUGUACGGGUACCUGUACGAGGGCGAAACGAUCCACCUCACUAUUGGAGAGAGAAAGGAAAAGCUGGGCAGAAGAGGAAUUAAAUUCGGGAAUUUUGUUUGCACACAAGAGCACAUCGGGCAAUGCACAUGUCGCGUAGUGAUUGCGGGCAGUUCACUGGAGAAAAGUCUGCCGCAGGUGGACGCUGGGCAUCUGGGCCUGAUACGGAGUUGCAGACGCAUGUACUCCGAGUGCAUAUACUUCCUUUACGCCGAACACACUUUCUCGCUCCUACACGCAAACCAUCUCCUCGCCCUCCCCAAGCGCAUACCGGAACAACGUCUCAAUGCGAUUCGCCACCUUCGUCUGCGCUGGCAGAUCCGCGCCCUGCCGUAUCUGCGUCGAAUUUCCUCGUCCAAAUAUGCCUAUCGCGAGGACACGGCGAAAUGGGAAACGGGCUGGCAUGUGCUGGCGAGUAUGAAGGGGCUCGAGAGUCUGUCCGUAACGCUGAUUGACCCAAGCAAUCAGGGCGUUUGGGAGGAAAAGUGGCUGGAUCUUGAAGACCAGUUGAUGGAGCCUGUCAAGCAAGUGAAGGGAGUGCGAGAUUACGAGCUGGCGCUGCCGUACGCUAGUUGUGACAUCGAUAGAGACAUGGGCGGGUGUGGCGUUAGGCUCAGAAGGCCGGAUGAAGGAAAAGUGCAAGCAUGA
Ascochyta rabiei is the source of this 1047-nucleotide messenger RNA. RefSeq lists its product as uncharacterized. The record is from RefSeq and is a predicted model, not a curated record. The coding region runs from base 1 to 1047 and encodes 348 amino acids. NCBI's taxonomy places the organism in Eukaryota, Fungi, Ascomycota, Dothideomycetes, Pleosporales, Didymellaceae. The transcript is spliced from 2 exons.